Messenger RNA from Camelina sativa (false flax), 2098 nucleotides. RefSeq names its product ETHYLENE INSENSITIVE 3-like 2 protein. Gene Ontology annotation, molecular function: DNA binding; DNA-binding transcription factor activity. Gene Ontology annotation, cellular component: nucleus. The record is from RefSeq and is a predicted model, not a curated record. Lineage: Eukaryota; Viridiplantae; Streptophyta; Magnoliopsida; Brassicales; Brassicaceae.
CCACCUUUUCACAGUCUCUUCUUCUUAUUUAAUGCUCAUAAUACAUAUAGAUACACAAACAUACAUAUAUAAGUCUCUCUCUCUCUCUGUCUCUUCUCUUUCUCAGGGUCCCAAUAGCUUCUUCUUUGGUUUGAAUUUGGUGGCCGAAGAAGCAACACACACAAAUAACUCCAAAGAGUUUUUUUUUCUGGAUCCUGUGGAUAUGUAUAACAACAACAACAAUAGAGGGCUUUUCCGGGGUUUAGUUGGUAGUAGCCCGGUGCCUCCAUUUACCGAGGGAGAUGUGUGUUCUGAUAGGCAUAAUGCUGUGUUCGACGACGAUGCGAGUAGUGAUGAAGAAAUGGGAAUAGAGGAGCUUGAGAAGAAGAUCUGGAGAGACAAACAGCGUUUAAAGCAGCUCAGGGAGGUGGCCAAGAGCGGGGGGUUAGGGAAAAAGUUGUUGAUGAACCAGCAGCAUCAUGGUGAUGAUCUUCUACAGCAGUCGAGUAAGAGAGCCAUGUUCAAGGCUCAAGAUGGGAUCUUGAAGUACAUGUCUAAGACAAUGGAGCGUUACAAAGCUCAAGGUUUCGUUUACGGGAUUGUGUUAGGGAACGGGAAAACUGUGACGGGAUCUUCUGAUAAUCUCCGUGAAUGGUGGAAAGACAAAGUGAGGUUUGAUAGGAACGGAUUGGCUGCUAUCAUGAAGCAUCAAAGGGACAUCAAUCUUUCUGAUGUAAGUGAUUUAGGAACCGAAGUUGGGGAUUGUACAGUGCAUAAGUUGCUUGAGCUUCAAGAUACAACUCUUGGUGCUCUCUUGUCAGCGUUGAUGCCUAACUGCAAGCCUCCUCAGAGACGUUUUCCUCUGGAUAAAGGCGUGUCACCGCCUUGGUGGCCAACAGGUAAAGAAGAUUGGUGGACUCAACUGUCUUUACCUGAGGAUUGUCGAGGACUUCCUCCUCCUUACAAGAAGCCUCACGAUCUCAAGAAGCUUUGGAAAGUUGGUGUUUUGAUUGCUGUAAUCAGACACAUGGCUUCUGACAUUAGCAACAUACCUAAUCUCGUGAGAAGGUCUAGAAGUUUGCAGGAGAAGAUGACUUCAAGGGAAGGUGCUUUGUGGCUCGCUGCUCUUAAUCAAGAAAAGGCUAAUGUUGAUCAAAUGCAUAACCCUCUUACGUUCUCUAGAGAAAACAACAACGCUUGUAACUUUCCUGUUCCCGGAACUGGUGACAGGGAUGCUAUGUUUCCUGAAUCUGCAAAUUAUGAUGUUGAAGGGAUUGGUGGUGGAUAUCAUCGUUUCAAUCAGCAGUACCCUGAAGUUGACAACAACUUCAACUGUGUUUACAAGAGGAAGUUUGAAGGAGAUUUGGGGAUAUCAAUGCUUCCAACAAUCCUAACAUGUGAGAACAGUCUCUGUCCUUAUAGCCAACCACAUAUGGGAUUUCAUGACAGGAACUUGAGAGAGAAUCACCAAAUGACUUGUCCUUAUAAAGUCACUUCCUUCUACCAACCCACUAAAACCUAUGGUAUGUCCGGUUCAAUGGUUCCUUGUCCGGAUUAUAACCGGAUGCAGCAGCAGCAGGUUCAGAGCAUUCAAGACCAGUAUAAUCCACCCAACAAUCUCUACAGACCAAAAGUUGAACAAAGAGGAGGCAACGGCGAUGACUUGGCUGAGGAUAUGAGUCCUUCUCCUUUGAUGCUGAAUCAUAAUCCUGGUUUAGCUUUACCUGCUGACUUCAAUGGCCAUGCGGAAACAGUAGGAAUGGUGAACAAUCUGCAGAAUCAAGGGCAAGAAUUGCCCACAUCUUGGCUUCGGUAAAGAAAGCUUUCUUGAGUUUACUUUAUAUAUUUUAUAGUUUAUAGCUUUGUUUCUUGCUUUUUUUUUCUCCCAUAUUGAACACAGUUAUUGAUCUCUCCAUUUCAUAGCCCUUGUAGCCAUGGAGAAGAUUAGGUUUCAUGAUAAGUUUAAUAACCAUUCAAAGUUUCAAGAACACUUCAUUAUUGAUUUGAGUGAGUGAGGAGCCUCUCUUUUUCGUCAAGAAACGUAGAAUAUGCUUGUACUAUCUUGUGUUCAGCUUGGGCUUCAAUAGAAGAAGGCCUUUGUAGACAGGCCCAUAUCUUA